GCUGGGCAAUUUCAGCUUCGGGUAUGCCUUGGUCUACACGUCCCCAGUCAUCCCCGUGCUGGAGCGCUCCUCGGACCCCAGCUUGCAUCUGACCAAAACCCAGGCAUCCUGGUUUGGGAUAUUAAACGCCAGUCUGGACACCACCUCUGUGGACACGUGACCCACCCCCACCCUCGAGCAGGAUUCCCAUGUCAGCACCCCAGCACACAGUUAUCCACACACUGCUUGUACACUCUGCAGACAGGACCCUCCCUCCCAUCACUGGCCCGAGUCCCAGGCUGGCUUCGGAGUCCGUGUUCACCUUGGGAGCAGCGGCCGGCGGCCUCAGCGCCAUGAUCCUCAACGACCUCGUGGGCCGGAAGCUCAGCAUCAUGCUCUCGGCCGUCCCCUCCGUGGCCGGCUACGCACUCAUGGCCGGGGCCCGUGGCCACUGGAUGCUGCUACUGGGGAGAACGCUGACAGGCUUCGCUGGAGGGCUCACAGCUGCCUGCAUCCCGGUAUAUGUGUCUGAGAUUGCUCCCCCGAGUGUCCGAGGGGCCCUGGGGGCCACGCCCCAGCUCAUGGCAGUGUUUGGAUCCUUGUCCCUCUACGCCCUAGCCCUCCUGCUGCCGUGGCGCUGGCUGGCAGUGGCCGGGGAGGGGCCCGUGCUCGUCAUGAUCCUGCUGCUCAGCCUCAUGCCCAACUCGCCCCGCUUCCUGCUCUCACGUGGCCGUGAUGAGGAGGCGCUGCAGGCACUGGCCUGGCUGCGCGGGGCCAACACCGACGUCCACUGGGAGUUCGAGCAGAUCCAGGACAACGUCCGGAGACAGAGCAGCCGAGUGUCGUGGUCAGAGGCCCGGAACCCCCACGUGUACCGCCCCAUCCUCAUCGCAGUGCUGAUGCGCUUCCUACAGCAGCUGACAGGCAUCACCCCCAUCCUCGUCUACCUGCAGCCCAUCUUCAACAGCACCGCCGUCCUGCUGCCCCCCGAGGAUGACGCGGCCAUUGUGGGGGCCGUGAGGCUCUUGUCUGUGCUGAUCGCUGCCCUCACCAUGGACCUCGCUGGCCGCAAGGUGCUCCUCUUUGUCUCAGCAACCAUCAUGUGUGCUGCCAACCUGACACUGGGGCUGUACAUCCACUUCGGUCCGAGGCCUCUGACCCCCAACAGCACUGUGGGCCUUGAGAGUCCAGCCCUGGGGGGCACUGAGCAGCCCCCAGCCUCACCUGCCAGCUACCUCACCUUGGUGCCCCUCCUGGCCACCAUGUUUUUCAUCAUGGGCUACGCCAUGGGCUGGGGCCCCAUCACCUGGCUCCUCAUGUCUGAGAUCUUGCCGCUGCGUGCCCGUGGUGUGGCUUCGGGGCUGUGCGUGCUGGUCAGCUGGCUCACUGCCUUUGCGCUCACCAAGUCCUUCCUGCUGGUGGUGAAUGCCUUCGGCCUCCAGGUGCCUUUCUUCUUCUUCGCGGCCGUCUGCCUGGCGAGCCUACUCUUCACCAGCUGCUGUGUGCCUGAGACCAGGGGCCGGUCACUGGAACAGAUCGAGGCCUUCUUUCGCACCAGGAGGAGGUCCUUUAUGCGCUAGGUCAGGGUCCCUGCCUGGGAAGGGCAAACCACGGAGUUGCCCAGCCUCUGUAUUGGCCACAAACCUCACCCGGGGACCAGGAGGCAGCGGUAGUCCCUGGAAUCGGCCAGAGCACAGGACUGGCCGGAGCACAGCAGGCCCUUAGAGCAUGCUUCCUGGCUCUAGCCGAGUGGCAGCUCCAGCCAGGGCCCCCAGCUCAGGUCCGCAGCAUUACCCAUUGCCCAGAGCUGGCUGGGGAGGAGAGCGUGCCGUCUGCUGCUCAGCGCAAGGCCCUGCUGGGCAGGCUCAGGCCUAGCUCCUUACUUAGGCUUGAAGGGCACUCCACAGAAGCCAGGACGAGGACAGAGAACGGGGCUCUACACAGGCACCUCACCACAGAUCCUGCCCCAACUACUUGGCCACCACCAAGCAUCUUGGUUACAGGGAGGAAGACACAGGUCUUUGGUCACAGGGGUCUCGUGGACACCAAGGGAACAUUCUGGACUUCCAAAGGCCAGGGCGCAGGACCCAGGGCAGCCACUUCUUGCCCCAGCCAGACCUCUGGGAACAGGGGGCUCCCAUCUGCAAACUGUGUUUACCCUAUUUAUUAAAAUAAAGAAAUUGGGCCUACAGCCCUGAGAUGGAGCAGGGUCUGCCCCAGGAAGGGGAGCUCCCUCCCAGCAGCCAGGCUAGGGCACCAGGGCCCUCCUGUGGCACACCCGCCCAGCUGCCAUGAAACCAAGAAGAUGGGAAAGGAGAGGCAGGCAGGUGGGCAUGAGGGAGUGGUCAGGCCCUGCUGGGCGCCAAUGCCCUGGCUGUGGGACCUGGGACAGAGCACUCCCCUCGAGUGGGUGCUGGGAGCAGGUGCAGGCCGGCAGCACCUGCUCAGCCGGCACAGGUUGGGGGCACCUCUGCUCACACUUACAGGCGCCAGAGGUGAAAGCAGAGCCAGCAAACGAGCCAGUGUACAAACUACAGCCUUACUUUAUUGCUCAGAAGGCAAACUAAACAUGACGGGCCACAGGACGAAGGCAGCCCGAGUCGGAAAGCACAGGCAGGAGAGAGACUGGCGGCCAGCCGGCCCAGACUCCUCAGCAGCUUGGAGCUGUUCCGUGCAAGGCAGGGCCCCCCG
Molecule: messenger RNA, 2670 nt
Organism: Tupaia belangeri chinensis (Chinese tree shrew)
Lineage: Eukaryota; Metazoa; Chordata; Mammalia; Scandentia; Tupaiidae
Gene: SLC2A6
Product: solute carrier family 2 member 6
Exons: 10
Coding region: 189-1559 (456 amino acids)
Biological process (GO): transmembrane transport
Cellular component (GO): membrane
Molecular function (GO): transmembrane transporter activity
Source: RefSeq, a predicted model, not a curated record